GAUCAAUUCUAGGCCAGUCGACCUAGCCAUGUAAAAAUACCAUAGUAUGCGAGUAACGGGUAUAAAAAUAAAAACAUAUAUUUUCUUCUAUACAAAUACUCUUUGAUGUGCAAUAUGCAUAUCUUUCUACUCUACAAGUAGCGGGUAUAAACAGAUGCGCGCUCUUUUGUUAUUGGCACACAACAGAAACAAUUGCUACCGCCUUUCCUUAUUGUUGUUGCUCCUUUUGUUAUUUUGUAUGCUUUGCAAGCAGAAUACUAUAAAACGCAGCAGCAACAUCAGCCAAUGGAAGUCAGAUGGAAAGAUGGAACUUUACCGUAGCCUACUGAUCGUAGCUGCGUUGCUUCUAGUGUCCUUUUCCGCCCAAGGGCAGAGGCUGGGUGAUGGCCAUUGUCGCCCCACCGUCAUUCGAGUCCAAGUGGGUGGAACAGUGUGCGAGCGCCUCUGCUACCGUCGCGACUACCGAGGUCCGCCGCUCCUCUGCCGUCGCGUCUCCAGAGAGGGGAUGGUGCCCGUCUGCGGCAACGGCUGCUGCCUCAGCGGUCCAAACUGCCUGCAGCUGCUUUACACCUAAUGUCGGUUGUAAACGAUCGAUUGGAUUCUGUGAAACAUAUUCA
This is a messenger RNA of Drosophila takahashii, 617 nucleotides long. RefSeq lists its product as uncharacterized. The record is from RefSeq and is a predicted model, not a curated record. Lineage: Eukaryota; Metazoa; Arthropoda; Insecta; Diptera; Drosophilidae.